Vigna umbellata (rice bean) is the source of this 972-nucleotide messenger RNA. RefSeq names its product serine carboxypeptidase 24-like. Gene Ontology annotation, molecular function: serine-type carboxypeptidase activity. Gene Ontology annotation, biological process: brassinosteroid mediated signaling pathway; proteolysis. The record is from RefSeq and is a predicted model, not a curated record. NCBI's taxonomy places the organism in Eukaryota, Viridiplantae, Streptophyta, Magnoliopsida, Fabales, Fabaceae.
AUGGCUUCUUCCGAAGGGUGUUCGUCGUAUUCGAAAAGUUGGGGCAAAGGAUCUUCUCGGUGGUCCCAUGGUUGUGGUGUGAGAGGAGGUGUGAUAAUCCCUACUUGUUAUUGUGGUGAUGUUGCUGUAACUAAAGUGGCGAGAACUACGAACAAUGCUGGGAGAAAUUUUUGGGAAGCAAAUAUUCUUUUUCUCGAAUCGCCUGCUGGUGUUGGCUUCUCAUACACAAAUACCAGCUCUGAUCUAACUUCAGGGGACAAAAGAACAGCUCAGGAUGCACUGAUUUUCCUAAUCAGAUGGAUGUCAAGGUUUCCACAGUAUAAAUAUAGGGAGUUUUACAUUGCUGGGGAGAGCUAUGCAGGGCACUACGUCCCCCAGUUGGCUAAGAAAAUCCAUGACUAUAAUAAAAAGAAUCCCCAAAUUAUUAAUCUCAAAGGGUUCAUCGUGGGAAAUGCUGUGACUGAUAGCUACAAUGAUGGGAUUGGAACCAUCACAUAUUGGUGGAGCCAUUCUUUGAUAUCCGAUCAGUCCUACAAAUCCAUCCUCAAGUACUGCAAUUUCACUUCAGAAGAAACAUCUAAAAAAUGUGAUGAUGCUUAUAGUUAUGCAGUUAACUAUGAAUUUGGAAAAAUAGAUCAGUACAGCAUCUAUACCCCAACGUGCCCAACAUCACAGAACAAUACUGUCAAACACAUACGAUUCAAGAAUCUUCAUAUGAUUUCAGGAUAUGAUCCGUGCACUGAAAAUUAUGCAGAGAAAUACUAUAACCUUUCGGAAGUGCAGAAAGCAAUGCAUGCAAAUGUUACCGACAUUCCUUACAAAUGGACUGCUUGCAGUGAAGUGCUCCUAAAGAAUUGGAAGGAUUCUGAAAUUUCUGUGCUGCCUAUAUACAAAGAGUUAACUGCUGCAGGAUUGAAAAUAUGGGUAUUCAGGUACGGUUUUAAAUCGUUUCUUUACAAUAUGGGUAUUCAG